CAAUCCUCUUUUUUUCUUCAAACUCGUCCUUUUUUCCGAUUUCGGGCUUAAAUUUUUCUGAAAAAUUAAUAUAAAGCUACAAGAUGCAAAAACAUAAAAGGUAUCGGCGCGGAGAAAUUGGAGAACAAGACUAGUAACUUUCUCGGGAAAAUUUGAAAGAAAAAGAAAAAAAUUACAGAUGAUAAGAAAGAAGAAUUUUAGGAAGAGAAGUAUCCAAGAAGUAGACGAUCAGAACAACAACAGCCAAGCCGCAUCAGAUGACGAAGAAGAGAGGAGGUUGGCGUUAGAGGAAGUGAAAUUCCUGCAAAAACAAAGGGAAAGGAAAUCAGGAAUACCCGCAAUUUUAACUUCAUCAUCGUCUGCUGUUCAACAGCAGAUUAGUAACGUGCAAAAUCAAAAAAAAGCAAGCGAAAAGAACGAUGCAGGUGGAGAUGAAAAGGAAGAGCUUGUUCUUCAAGAUACAUUUGCUCAAGAAACUGCUGUUAUGGUUGAAGAUCCCAACAUGUUGAUGUAUGUUGAGCAAGAAUUGGCGAAGAGAAGAGGGAAGAACAUUGAUGCAACACCAGAGCAAGUUGAAAAUGAGUUAAAGCGCGCUGAAGAUGAAUUGUACAAGAUUCCCGAACAUCUUAAAGUGAAAGGGCGAAACUCAGAAGAAAGCUCUACCCAGUGGACCACUGGGAUUGCGGAAAUUCAGUUGCCCAUUGAAUACAAAUUAAAAAAUAUUGAGGAAACGGAGGCUGCCAAAAAACUAUUACAGGAGAAACGGCUAACGGGCCGGGUAAAAUCGGAUUUUAGCAUCCCAUCAAGUUACAGUGCAGAUUAUUUCCAACGUGGCAGGGAUUAUGCUGAGAAACUUCGAAGAGAACAUCCGGAGCUAUACAAGGAUAGAAGCUCCCAGGAUGAUGGUGCUGGAACCAAACCGGCUGAUAACAACGCUGAUGCAACACGCAGAGAAGCUGCAACUGAUGAGUUCAUGCUAGAACGUUUCAGAAAAAGAGAACGCCAUCGGGUCAUGCGGAGAUAGCACAGCCUUUUGAGAGUGCACUUUUGUAAACACUAAAUGAUAAUUGCCAUUGUGAUGAUUAAAAUUACUUCUAGUAUUUAAUGGAUAUUUAGAGUUUGUUCAA
This is a messenger RNA of Mercurialis annua (annual mercury), 1127 nucleotides long. RefSeq names its product protein COP1 SUPPRESSOR 2. Gene Ontology annotation, biological process: mRNA splicing, via spliceosome. NCBI's taxonomy places the organism in Eukaryota, Viridiplantae, Streptophyta, Magnoliopsida, Malpighiales, Euphorbiaceae. Bases 179 to 1024 code for a protein of 281 amino acids. The transcript is spliced from 7 exons. The record is from RefSeq and is a predicted model, not a curated record. Gene Ontology annotation, cellular component: spliceosomal complex.